CACACACACACACACACACACACACACACACACGCACACACGCACACACGCACCGGUGGAGAGAGAGAGACCAGCUACACGCUGUUCACAGGCAGCAAUGGAUCAAGCCAGGACAACAAUAACAAAAAUAUUUAAUGGGGAGCCGCGCUCCUACACCCGCUUCAAUCUGACCCAGAACAUGGAGGAGGACACCAGCCAUGUGGAGAUGAAGCUGUCCACCGACGUAGAUGAGGAGGCUGGAGAGAACGGAGGCCUGGAUAACGGAAAGCGGCCACAUACCAGCCCGUCCUACGUCAGCAGACCCAGCCAGACCAAACCCAGAACCGUCUGUUUUAUGAUUAUAGCCACUCUGGCCAUUUUCAUCAUUGGAUACUUGAUCGGCUUCGCGUCUCAUCGAAGGCCCGCCGCUGCAGCACCGAGCUGCGAAGCAUCCGCUCUCUCCACCGACGAGUCUGCGCCUCCGGUAGUAACGGUUCCUGUUCUUGACUGGAGUGAGAUCUCGUCCCUGCUUAGUCGCAAACUGACCACGAGUGCCAUUGACAAGAGCCUCAGCGAAUUUGCCAUGGACAGUCAUAGAGCAGGAUCCGCCGGGGACCAGGCGCUCGCUAAUAUGGUGCUGAAAAAGUUCCAGAAUUAUAACAUGAACCCCUGGGCUGACGCACACUACAUUAAAGUCCAGGAUCGGCCCAGGAGUGGCAGCAACAGGGUGACGUUCAAGGAUAAGACAUUUUCUGAACCUGGUUAUUUAUCCUACAGCGCAAACAAAUCAGCGCAGGGUGCCGUUCUGUAUGCGUAUUACGGACAAGAGGAUGAUCUGCGUCGUCUGCAGGAUCUUAACAUCGACAUAAACGAAAGAGUUCUCCUGGUCAGGGCUGGAAAAAUCAGCUUUGCUGAAAAGGUUGCCAACGCUGCCAGCCUGAAUGCCAGUGCAGUGCUGAUCUACCCAGAUCCCGCUGACUACUCCUUCAACACAGACACUGACUUGUUUGGCCAUGUUCAUCUGGGCUCCGGUGAUCCGUACACUCCAGGCUUUCCAUCUUUCAACCACACCCAGUUUCCUCCAGCUCAGUCCUCAGGCCUGCCCAGCAUCCCAGCACAGACCAUCAAAGCCUCGACCGCCGCCGCCAUCAUGAGGGAAAUGGGCGGUCGUGAUGCUCCUCGUGGAUGGGGUGAUGGAGGUCUCCAGAAUGUUAUGUACAAGCUGGGAGCUGCUGAAGACGUCAUUUCCGUCGAGGUGAACAACGUUCUCACUGAGAUAAUAAUCCAUAAUGUGUUUGGAGUCAUCAAAGGAUUUAUAGAUCCAGAUCGUUAUGUGGUGAUCGGAGCUCAGAGAGACGCCUGGGGGCCCGGAUACGCUCAGUCCACCGUUGGUACCAGUCUGCUGGUUGAGUUAGCCAGAGUUAUUAGUGAAAUGACAAGCAAAGAUGGAUUCAGACCCAGAAGGAGCAUCGUUUUUGCAAGCUGGAGUGCUGGAGAAUACGGUGCUGUCGGUGCCACCGAGUGGCUGGAGGGUUAUUUGGCUUCACUUAAUAUGAAAGCGUUUUCUUAUAUCAGCCUGGAUAGAGUCGUUACAGGUUCCUCUUUUAAAGCCAGUGCAAGCCCACUGAUGUAUGAUCUGAUACAGAGCACUAUGAAGGAGGUUUUCGUAUCCGGUGACUCCAGCAGGAGUUUAUAUUCACAAGUGACUGGAAGCAACUGGGACAGCGCUGUGAUGGAGCAGAUGACCCUGAGUGACUCUGCGUAUCCGUUUCAGACUUUCUCCGGCAUCCCUUCCAUCUCAUUCCGCUUCACCUCAGGUAAACCGUACCCAUUUUUCGGCACCAUGUCUGACACCAGAAGGAAUCUGGAUAAUUCGGCUCCGAACCUGCUGGGGUUGGUGAAGGCGGCGGGCGAGUUCGCAGGCCAGAUAGCUCUUCGUCUGGUGCACGACCACAUACUCAGACUGAACACGCAGAAAUACCUCAACGUCAUACGUGCUAAUAUAGUGCAAAUUAGUAGAGAAGUGACCAGUCUGCAGAGGUCUGGCCGUAUCCCUCAGAGUUUACAGAUGCAGUGGUUUUCAUCAGCUCUGGGUUCAUACAGUCGUGCUUCGAGGAGCAUCAUCAACACCAUCCAGAACAGUGACCUCGAAGACAUGGAGCAAUGUCGUAUCAUCAAUGACCGGCUCAUGGGGGUUGAGAGGAAUCUUCUCUCUCCGUACAUUUCUCCUCGAGAGUCUCCGUUCAGACACAUAGUCCUCGGCUCAGGUUCACACACCCUGAAGGCCCUGAUCACGCACCUCUCUGCGAUAAAGGAGGGCUCGGCCAGCGCCGACGUCGACCUGCUGAGGAAUCAGUUCGCUCUGGCAACCUGGACCAUCCAGAGCUGUGCCAACGCGCUCGCCGGCAACGUGUGGGAGCUGGAUAAUGAAAUUUAGCCCAAUUGGUUCGAAUGUUUAAAGAGAAAAAGUUUCUGAUUUAAGCUCCAGCCCCUCAGCCUAUCAGAUAUCAGCACUUGACCAGAUUAUCAGAAUGUCUGAAAGUGACUCUGUACUGCAUUUUAACCACGAGUACCAGGUUUGCCUUUCCUCAUUCCGAUGCUUGAUGGCAGCUGAUCUAUUUAAAACUCCUAACACACGAUGACUGAUAACAUCCUGAACUAAACCAGUAAAUAGUUCAGUAAAGUUUAUUAAAGUCCAUGGCAGCUUUUAACAGAGUUACUGUAAAUUUACUUGAUGUGUCUGGUACAAAAUCAGCUGUUCCUUAAGAAUCAAAUAGUAUUAAGAUUUUGACAGUAUUGGGCUUCGGGUUAAAAUAC
This is a messenger RNA of Trichomycterus rosablanca, 2796 nucleotides long. Its product is annotated as transferrin receptor protein 1-like. The coding region runs from base 98 to 2416 and encodes 772 amino acids. Gene Ontology annotation, cellular component: external side of plasma membrane. The record is from RefSeq and is a predicted model, not a curated record. The transcript is spliced from 18 exons. Gene Ontology annotation, biological process: intracellular iron ion homeostasis; iron ion transport. NCBI's taxonomy places the organism in Eukaryota, Metazoa, Chordata, Actinopteri, Siluriformes, Trichomycteridae.